Porites evermanni is the source of this 15817-nucleotide messenger RNA. The record is from the annotation of a GenBank genome assembly. Lineage: Eukaryota; Metazoa; Cnidaria; Anthozoa; Scleractinia; Poritidae.
AUGGAGUUAUGGUGUCGGGUGACUUUGCUCAUGUAGCAGUCAAAGCCCCAUUACUGGGUAGGCGGCUGUUUUCAUAUUGCUGUAAACCGGGCCUAAUUGUCACACUUAAUCAAUUGGUCACCUGAAUUUACUUUUACGAGAUAUUUACCCAAAAAACUAUCACAGUUCACAAUGAUUUAGACAUCUUAAUAUUAACCUUAAGCUGUCCAAACUAAAGUUCCUCAGUCCAGUCUCAUCUUUGCUAAUACUUUGUCUAGUUCUGGUCGCUUGGAUGAGGUGGCUUAUUUACUGCUGUUAUCAACUGCCUUGAACAUGGGGAUUAAAACUCCCAGUCCUUCACUUGCAAUAGAGGGCCUUCACUGUAUCGCUGGAGCAACAUGACGAACAUUGUUGCUGGCUUUUGCAAAAUCUACAUUAGGUUUUGGAAGACGUGCACUGACUAUUUUUUUGCUUGUCCUGAAAACUAUGAUGGGCCUUAAGCUUCCUGAUGGUGAUCUUGUUAAGAGGACGUUGUUCCCCUUAUGGACAUUGUGUAUGUACCCUUGACUGUAAAUGAAAGUCAACAUUUCCCCAAUGUUUCUCACAACACUCACACGAUCAAAGGGCUCUUUGAUAUGGCAUUUCUUGAGUGAUUCUGUUGGUGUCAUAAUAGUUUGGCCAUUGGCACAGUAAAAAAUGUAAAACUUGUAAAACUCUGCUUUACCAGUACAGACACCAAACAGGUGUAGUAUACCAUGGUGAUUGCCUAACUGGGAAAUAACCAUGGCUUGGAAGGCUUCCUGUUUGGCUUGCUCCAACACUUUUGCAGAAGAAUUGCAAUGAGGCAGUUGAACUCUUUUUCUGACUUGGAAUUUUUCAGAUGAUCAACGAUCCAACAAAAAUCCCAAGUGCCCAGCAAAAUACCUUUUAAAUCAUGUCAAAGCAGCAUGUGGAUGUCCAGUGCACAUAUAUACAGUACCUGGCACAGAAAAAGGUCUUGUCGGUGGAAUACAAGGUUAUUUGAGGGCAGAUGGAUUGGAUGAAUACGCAUGGUCACAAUCUCAUAAGUAUGUAACAAGCAAUUGUAUCCAGUGGUGGGUGGUAAACUCUGAUAAAUUUAAUGUAAAGUGAAAGUCGCUGAGGAAGUUGAACCUUUUAUCAACCUCCUUUGAACUUGGUUAAAAAACUUUCGCUAGUUUUCUGAUAUUGGUGCAUCGCACAGGAAAAAAGAGUGAAAAUCCAUUAAUGUUUUUUUAAAUGGGAAAUGGUAUUUAAUCCAUUCUUAAAAACCAUCCAUCGGAAAGGCAAAUAAUAACCAUUCAUGGUUUUUUAAAAAUCCCAUCAAUGACAUUUGGUAAGUUUCACAGUGAUGGGUAAUAUAAUUAUAAUUAUGAUGGAAAUCAGGCAAUAACCAUUCAAAUUUUGUCUGAUUAUUAAGCUUUUCCAUGAUACAUAAGUGAAACAUUAUGUAAAAGAAGCAGUAAUCAUGAAUGUAAAGUAAGACUUAAAGCAUGUCAUUGAACUUUUCCCAUGAAUGGAAUUAGCCUAUCAUUCAUGGGAAAUGGUAGUAUAGCCAUUAAUGAGAAUUGUAUGGGGAAUAUGAGAAAAUGCUAAUAACCAUGAAUGGGAAUAAAUUUUGCACCAUGGUUAUUUCACUAUUUCCAUCAUGUGAAUUACCCUAUCAUUCAUGGGAAAUGGUAGUAUAGUCAUCAAUGAGAGUUGUAGGGGGAUUAUGUGAAAAUACUAAUAACCAUGCAUGGGAAUAAAUUUUGUACCAUGGUUAUUACACUAUUUCCAUCAUGUGCAUUAGCCUAUCAUUCAUGGGAAAUGAUAGUAUAGCCAUUAAUGAGAAUUGCAUGAGGAACGUGUGAAUUAAAUGAAAUCUAUUAUCUGAAAAUGUCUGCAACAUAAAUGUAUGGGAACAAAUUUAUAGCAUGAUAAGUAAACUAUUUCCUUACUGAGAAUUGCUCACCAUUUAUGGGAAUGAUGGUUGAGUGAUUUUACUUUGACUCGUCAAACAGUUACUAACAACUACUACAAAGUAGCUACUUAAGUAAACAAAAGAAGACAAUAGAAUUAGUGCAUAAUAGUUUGUAGUAUUCUACUGACCCAUUUCACGGGUUAAGUAGAAUCACUCUAUUGCCAUGCAUGUAUUAAUUAUCAAGUUCAGGGAAAUAAAUGCCAAAUCCAUUAAUAUGUGGAAAACUGUUCCCCACUGAAAUUCCAGUUGCAAACCAAUUUCGCUUAAACCACAGGUCACUUGUUGUUUCACCGAUGCAUUAAGUGCCAUAAAUUUCAGAACAGACCCUUUUUUAUUCUGUAAACCCAAAAGGCAAUGGUAUUUCAGUCAAUUAGAAUGACUCAACAUUCCUUGCAAGUGUGAGAUUUUCUCAGUACCAUAGAGUGGCGCUUGCGCGUAAACCAGCAUCAUUUUGGCAGGCAAACGUGAUAGCCGUCGUCCUCCUAGAACUGGUUUUUGCGAGAAUGUCCUAUAAUGGCGGAAAAAAGUUGUCAAAUGGAAGAAGGUUUAUCAUUUUGGGAUUGAAGAGAGCUUAACCUCUUGCUAUGAAACAGUGGCAACUUUUAUGGUGAAAAACAGUACGACGAAGCUCUUUAGGCUGUAUAUCGUGUCUAGAUACCCGGCAGCCGGGCACUGUUUUCAAAAAACUAGAUACCCGGCAGUCAGAAAUUUUGGGAAAUGCGAAAAAACGUGAAGUUAAAUCUCCUACUCGUUACGAUCUGAACUCGCAUGAUCUGAACUACUAGUUCAGUUCAUGCGAGUGUUUAUUGCAGGGAAGACUUCAUCAGUUUACUCUUCGAAUCCGGCAGUGAACUUACCUUUGAACUUUGUUGCAAUUUCUUCAGAGAAAUGGUCGCCAAUAAAAUCAAAUACUUCCUCUUCUGUCCAAGAAUCAAUUGCUAAGGUUUUGUCCUCCGUACUCGACAUUUUUCCUUUUUUUCCCCUCAAUUCUUUGAGGAUAUAAGACCUCUAGUCUGUACAAAUAAUAUUAAACUGCUCGGCGCGCCCUCCUUGUCGCAGCAGCAAGAAGUUUUAUAUUUGGGUUUACGCGGGAAAAACCGAUUAGUUUGGCGCAGUCUGCGCAGUCUCCGUUAGCAGCUUGCGGACCAUCAGAAUCAUGGGCUCUUAUUUCCAGCUAUGUGAGACUUAAAAGAAGACAAAUAUUAAAGUGUCUCUAAAAAUCCUGAGUCUUCAAGCUUAAAGGUUAAGUUUAUGUUUUAAGCCGGCUUCCCGGUAUUUACUUUUUUCACAGAUGAACUCGAGGCAAGAAAAUCGCUCAAAGCUUUCUUUUACAGCCAGAAUUAUAACUAAAUGUUCUUUGGAACGUUUUCUUUCUAUCUGCGGUGAGAAAAUGUCUAAAGACUUUUGAAAUGAAUUUAUACGCUUCACUAAAAAAGUUACAAGAUUUAUUUAACAAUUUAUAUUAUAAAUAUUUACUAGUGUUUAAUUUACAUGCCCCAUGAUUAGAUGUUCUUGACUCUAUCUAAUGCUUCUAUUGUGCUUUCCUCCAAAAUUACAACUUUCCUUAAAACCUUAAAACCUUAAAACCUUUUGUAAGGUUUAUGUUAUAUAAUGUAAGACACUUUUCACGGGCUAAUCGAUUGUCCAGUUGGCAACUUUAUAUCAUUUAUUACUUUGUUUGUGGAACGGUAUAUAAGAUACAUAAAUGUCUUCAGCUUGUUGAGAGAUUACACAGUAUUGUCACAGAGCUGAAAUGAUGAAAGACUUUGUGGGCCCACAUAGAUGAUCAAUAAGUUUCUUCACUCAGUGGCGAAGAGCAGGCAGAUUCAUGCCAAUAAACUACAGAUCCAGGUGACUUGAAAGGCAUUAGAAACAGUAAAAGUAAGGAUAUAGACUAAAAUAAUAUAUGUUCCCUUUACUAUCAAAACCUUUGGUUUUAUACCAAGGCCCUAAAAUUAUAUUAUAUCACAAGUGCAAGAAAAUCAGAAAAGUGGCAACGCAACAACAUUUUUGGGCAGUUCAAAAAAAGCUCAAUCAGCUAAAAAAGGGACGCAUAUUGAAGCCAAUGGGGCAGUAAAUUGCGCCUUGCAGUAGUGCGAUGUUCUUUUUGUUGAGUCGCUCUAUGAUACAUGGUAAUUGGCAAUCAUUAUUUUCAUCAGCUGGGACCUUGCUGUUUAGUGCUUUCCUUAAAGUCAUUUAAUCACGAUCUCAAAGAAGGUGAUCAGUGCCUGAGUAUUUCAUUGCAUUACGUUUCUUCAGGUGGGGCCUUGUGAUUGCAAAGAAGCUGCUGCUUGUCUUUUCUUUUCUCAAACUUAUGGACAUUAUUGCUUAAUUACAGUCACCUCUAAACUACAUCCAAUCUUCAACAUCAGUAAUUAUAUAUAAAAAGUUCUCCACAGCCAUAAGCUUAUGAUGGUGGGAAGAUUUAUCUCAGCUAAAACUAUCUAGGAUUUGGGUGGAUUUUCAUGACAUGUGGUCUCGAGAGGAGCCCAACAUGAUCAUUUCUUCUCCUCUUUCUUCACUUUCACAAAAUCUACUUCAGUCUUCUUCAUUUUUACACUUGGGCCCGGCAAUUCUCUCUCUUUCCAUGUAAUCCAAUCAGGGUUAAAAUUGGGUCAAUGAACUGUGUUGAACUCCUCUGGAGCUCAGACGUAACGAAAAGCAGCCCAAAUUUUGGCCCUGUAGGCUGGGGAAGCAGUUCGUAUUUGGCGGUCCAUUUCAGUGAAAUGCCACUCCCUCCUUUCCUGUACUUUUUGUCUUUCUUCCUCCCUCUUUUCUCUUCUCUCUUGACUCCUUUGUCCUCUUCCUCACUCUUAUCCUCUUCUUUAAAUUGCUCUCAUUCUUCCUCGCCAUCUCACGUGGUGGUCAGCGAUGUUUCUGGGUCAGACAGUGAAAUUUUUGUACGUUUCGUUUCGUUUGUGAAAGUAAAAGAGACUACUAGACUAGAGUCUACUGCAAUUACAUACAGCAAUUGCAGGACUGUCCAGGUCAUAUCUCUUGCUUGUGCAGCUCCACAAACAUUACUUUCCUGAUACUGUAAUGCUUUGUUUGGCUACAGAUGAAGAUGCUGGAAGGAGGCAUCAAAGGUAGAGACAGAAAAAACACCACAAUCAAAGCUAUUUUCUUGCCGUGUGAUUUCACGAGGUUCAUUUCCUAAAAAGUGCCAUUCAUUCGAGACUUCAUUCUUUAAACUUUAGGAGAAGCCACAUCUUCUUUAUGGUACUUUCAAUGGCGGGCUUAACGAAAGACCUUGCAUUAAUAUUGAGGGCAGCAACUUUGUUUUUUGGGAAGAACCAUUGGGAGAAACCAGUGUUCCCUUUUUCCUGGAUUGCAGGGCACUAGGUAGACAUCCUGCUCCAGAAUUGGAGCCAUGUCUUUCAGAACUUGCUCCACAGGUUUGUUCCCGAUGCACUAUUCAAAUUUUUCCCAUUCAAUCACCUCCUAACGUACAGGUGAUUUUUCUGUUGGGGAUAAAGAUACGCAUCUUCCUCUUGAACAGGAAAAAGGGGCCCAACAAAAAUAUAGAGUCAACUUGUUUGAAUUGCACCAACUACAGAUCUCUGCAAACAGUAAGUUUAGUUUCCUCACAACAUCAUCAGUGCUCACCAAUGACAAAAGCUGUAGUAUCGUCAGGAUGCAUUAAUUUACCUUGUGAUACUGAUUUCGAGACUAACAGUUAUGCCGCGGGCUUGCAACUUAUAGCCAAGGAUCUUAUGGUCUGCAAAAUCAAACAGCGAUAGCAAAUGGUUCGGGGUCCUGUCAUUCGUCGGCAUGCAAGCAGCACAAGUUUCAUUGUGCCAUUUGCUAGUCACAUCGGCUAUAUUCCCUCUGUGUUCCUGACAUAGACAGUACGCGUAAUUUUGAUCUCUUUCAUCCUGUGAAUCUCUUGUGAUGGGUUCUCCCAAGCACGUGCAGUCCACCCAAGAAGCUGUCCAAACAUCGCACACUCUCUGUGGCACUAUUCCAGGACGUUCAACUUUGUAUGGUGGACAGGCUGCAUCUUGUCUAGCGUACUUUAAAGUCUGUUUGUCUGAAGUUGUCGCCUGUUCUACCUAGCAGAAAAAAGUAACAGGUGAGAUAGGUACAUCCACUGACUUAGCAACGUUGUCUACCUGCUGUGGUGGAUUGAAUUAAUUUUGAUGAAUUUUACACUGUUGGGAGUACCAAACUCUUCAGAGUGGGGAAUUUCCAGUUCAUUGUUCAGCAAGUACUGUAAGUGUAUUUACCUGCCUGUAAUCCACUAAGAAGUCUCCAAUCCUACUCUAUUUCAACUGGGUGCUUUGCAUCAAUAAAGUAAAGGAGAAAAAAUAUAAAACAUGCUUUGUGCAAGUAGUGACGUAAAUAUGUUAAAUGUCAAAGUUAAAUUAAGAUAAAAUGUUUUAACCAAGGUUGAUUCUUAAUUUCCUUGUUUCUUUUACCGAUCAAAAGUGAAUUUAGGUUUAGUGUUUUUAACCUAGAUUGAUUCUCAAUUUCCUUUGUCUCCUAGCCUCGAUUAUUCAUGAAUUAGGGCUAUGAAAAAAAGAAAACUGAAAAUCAGCUUUGGUAAGAAAAGUUUUAGCCUAAAUUUAAUUUUGACCUGUAAUAAAUACAUCUCAAGAUGAUUUGUUUUCAAAGGACAUAGACUGCAAAUGAAAAAUUAUGUAUGCCAUCAGCAAAUGCCAAUCUAAUAUUUUGAAGUCAGCACCUAUCAAAUCACUUUUGUCAGAGUGCAGAUCUGUUUUUUCAAUCCCGGUUUACUUGCAACUUAUAGCCAAGAAUCUUAUGGUCUGCAAAAUCAAAGGCUUUUCUGACGUCCGCAAAGACUGCUCCAAUAACUUUGCACCACUGGAAUUGCUGUAAAAAUCCUGUAUAGCAUUGAGUACAGUUUUGGGAUGCCACAGUGUUGCAGUACUGGGAACAUAGGUGUUCUGUUGAUGGAAUAGCUUUCUUGAAAUCCUAGGUAACUUUACGUGGGAGUUAAUAUUCUUUGACACCUCCCUUGAUUCUUCUCCGACUGUGGGUUUGCUAUGCCAAACUUGGGCCUGGUCUGAAGCCAGCUAGGUUUUCUUCAGAAUAGGACCUACAUGUAGUCAGAUUCCAUUUAUAAGAUCUUAUUGCCCACAUACAUUUAGCAAAGUCGUGACUGAAACACUAAUGGCAGAGGAACCAAUCCCAGUCCGUCUCAUUUGCAGUGCAGAAAAAUUCAAAUCUGUCCUUGUCAUGGGCAGUUUCUGACUUUAUCUGUGGAAGGUGAGAAACAUUAGUCUUACUCAACAGGCCUUUCACACGUAAAUUGUGAACUGGUUUUUGUUAUUUUGACCUCUUCUGUUGAGAAUAUAUUGUGCCUUUGUGUGGAGUGUGUGAACAUUUGGAGUUCCUAUGCCAAUCCUUUACUGGUGCCACAGGUCAUCAGCGCUCUGGCCACAACUCUAAAUUUUCACUUUUUUGACUUAAUCUGCUAUAAUUUGACACUCCUUUAGACAUUCUAGAGUGGUGCUGUGUGCUCUAGGAGGUUUCCCUUUCAUUUCUUCAGAUGACAUGACAUCUCCUCUGUUCUUAAUAAAGAGAUGAAUUGGCAAUAUAUCAUCAAGAAUUCUGAGUUAUAGGUGAACAAAUACAGUAAAACUUGUUUGUGUAAUGUCAUGUUGGGAACUUUUGAAAUGUACUGCUAGUUCACAGGUUUUUUAUUCUUAAGCAUGCUAGAGGUCUGGUUACAGAAGUGAACUUUAAAUUCAGUGGAAGUGAAGCGACAUACUGCCAAUAACAUUUCUUACAAGUGGCUAAAUAAACGGUUUUGGGACAGAGAAUUAACCCUACCAUGGCUAACGAAUGAGGGGCUUGCCUGUAACUGAACAUGCAUAAUUUGUGGAUUGGAUAUGAAUUAUUUUAAAAGUGAAGACAGAUUGACAGAUAUGUAUGGGGAUGCAGGAAAACAAUUAAUUAUAAAUGUGAGAGAAGGAUCAGGGCAGCUGGUUUAUAAAAGCGAACUUGACAAUAGAAAAAGCUUGGACCUGGUUCAUGCGGCUGCUGACUGGGAUAUGUUUUGCUGUCAACUGUUUGCGGCGGCUUCGUUUGAAGGGAGGGAGAAGAUUGGUGUGGCUGAUAAGUUGGUGCAGAUUGACAAGGGUAAGAUUGGAAAACGAGAAUAUGAUCGUGGACAUGUGGUGUAGGGUCAGUAGGUUUUGGUGGCGUAAAAAAGAUUCCAGAAAGGGUUUCAUCACAGCGGUAGAAGACCAAAUAGAGCCAACUUUGUUAAGUAUAAUCAAAAAGUGCAUCGAACCUGGAACAAUUAUUGUGUUGUACUGUUAANCCAUGGCUAACGAAUGAGGGGCUUGCCUGUAACUGAACAUGCAUAAUUUGUGGAUUGGAUAUGAAUUAUUUUAAAAGUGAAGACAGAUUGACAGAUAUGUAUGGGGAUGCAGGAAAACAAUUAAUUAUAAAUGUGAGAGAAGGAUCAGGGCAGCUGGUUUAUAAAAGCGAACUUGACAAUAGAAAAAGCUUGGACCUGGUUCAUGCGGCUGCUGACUGGGAUAUGUUUUGCUGUCAAGUGUUUGCGGCGGCUUCGUUUGAAGGGAGGGAGAAGAUUGGUGUGGCUGAUAAGUUGGUGCAGAUUGACAAGAGUAAGAUUGGAAAACGAGAAUAUGAUCGUGGACAUGUGGUGUAGGGUCAGUGGGUUUUGGUGGCGUAAAAAAGAUUCCAGAAAGGGUUUCAUCACAGCGGUAGAAGACCAAAUAGAGCCAACUUUGUUAAGUAUAAUCAAAAAGUGCAUCGAACCUGGAACAAUUAUUGUGUUGUACUGUUAAAAACGCGUGUGAACCUGGAUGUGGACCCUGAUAUCCUGGUGUUUCUAGACAAGUAUGGGUAAGAGUGAAAAAGAGCCCACCUUAAACAGUUGACAGUUGACCAAGAGUAACCUGACCCUGAAAACUGUGUGGAAUUGAAGGCCUGAAGUGACUCUAAUCUGAUGCCAAAUUCUCCUUUUUAUAAACAGUCAUUAGAAAAGUACAUCUUAAGCUAAGGAGGAUAUUGCAGUUGAUCAGAGGUCACUUGGGAUUUAUUCCGGGCCCCUUUUCAUUUUCCAAGAGAUAAACAUGUUAAUGGGAAAAACAAAAAGAUAACUGAUUUAAUGUAAAACUGUUGACUGAUAUAAUGAAUGCGUAACAAGUAAAGCUGAGGAAAUAAACAUUCUGUUUGGCCUAGACUUUCUCAAAGUCGUUCGCAUGGUUUUCUGGUCUGGUGUGGUAGGACCCGGCACCAACAACUUUUAUCCCUUGCAGCGCGCCAAAUUUACAGGUGGAAAAUUCCUCCUGUAAUGUUAUCCAAUCAGAGGCAGCCUUAUCAAACCACACGUCAAUCAAACAGAUCACGCGCGCAAGACCCUGUCAGGGUGAAAGUAAAAUUUGCUUUGCUGUUUUUUUUAUGUAGAGGCUUUUACUAAAACUUAAAUUUUCAGCUGGUUGUACGAUAUGUUCAGUCAAGGACGCAAUCACUUAUGGGUUGCAAAAAACACAGUACAAAGAUGUCCGUGAACAUCAAAGGAAAGUAAUCGAGGGUUACUGCAGUGGAAAAGACGUAUUUCUUUCGGCGCCAACAGGAUCAGGAAAAAGCUUGACUUUUGAAGUUGCUGUCUAUGUUUUCAACUAUUUAGAGCGUGGCGAAAGACUGGAAGUGUGUUCUGUUUGCUUAGUUGUUGUGCCACUAGUCGCCCUUUUGAAGGACCAAGUUGCCUCUUUAGUUGCCUGAGGAAUAUCGGCUGCUUCAGUUUGAGCAGACUGCACGAGGGAACAAGUAAAAGAAAUUUCGGAAGGAAAAUACUCGCUGGUAUUUGGAAGCCCCGAAGCUCUAUUGAAUAGCCACCAAAGCAUUUCUCAUGGAAAACUCAGGAAAAACCUUAAGGGUGUUUUUGUCGAUGCAAGUCACUGCAUUGAAAAAUGGUGAGCGAUUGAUUUGUUAUUGUUUGGGAUAUACAUUUGCAAGACUACAGAAUGCAAGAUCACCUGAAAAUUUCCAUAUCAUUUAAAAUAACAAAAGCAUCUAUUGUGUUAGGGCUCGUCCUUAGAUGCAACGUUUAUUUUUUGAAGAUAUCUGUUACCAUAAUCUCUUAACCAGAAGUACAAUAAGCUUAUAAUUAAUCAGACUUAAUAUAUUAUUAUAAUUUAUAUCUUGUAGCAAAUCCGUAUUUGUUCAGAAACCAGAGUUACAGUCAUUUAGUAUAGUAAUUUCUAGACUUUCUCAGAGUUGUUUCCACAGGUUUUCGAAUAAUAAUUUGACUGAAAAAAUUUUUUACUUUGACUGACAUUGAUUACUACUGCCUGAAUUGUUGUCUCGCGGAAACACAUCUCCUAGAAGAAGCUCCAGACUUUGACAAGUUUUUGUCUUCUGUUUCCCUGAAAAUAACUUUCUCCUUAACGCUGGAUUGUCUACCAGUUUGCCACAUUGUAGGCAAAUUUUUUCUGGCACAGCAACCCGAAUAAAAGUUUUAGUUGGUGUAUUUUCCGCCUCCAUUCAAUUAGCAAACCAUUGAUCGAUUUCGCGAGGUGCGAAAAGUAUUUUGACAGUUUGACAGGCAGCGCUGCAUGCAGCAUCCUGAGAAGUUCGCGCCAAAAUGACGUCACUGGAUGUGAUUCUCUGCGCUUCGCUCGGUGCUCAUACGAUCGUGCUUCGCGCUCACUGUCGCGCUACGCGCUCAAAAGCUCGACUUGUGAGCAAGUCUAUGUUUUGCCUUACUAAGAAUACUCAUUAAGGUUGAUUCCUAUAGCAUUUUAUCGAAAACAACUUUUUUUGUGCAAAUGAUAUAUACUUUUUUGGUGAUUGGUGAUGCAAAAACAAAUCUUUCUCUAUUCACUUGAAUGAUUGUCCAUUAAAUCUAACAUUUAAUGGGAUUAUCAAAUGAUUUUGUUUAUGUGAAAAUCUUAAUUGACCACUUGAAAAUUAAAAUGAUGUCAGUUUAUUCCUUUCUGCAAUGAUUGCAGUCAGUAUAUAGUUUCUUUGUAAGAACCAUGAAACUUAAAUGUGCAAUGAAUGAUGACCCCUUGGCCCAGUUUCAUCAGUCCACCUAUAUUAUGGCAUCAUGUCUUUCCUUGUUUUCUGUAUAUGACACGUAGUUGCAACACUUUGCAGUCAUGAGAACUGGUGGAGUUUUAUAGAGCACGAUUUACAUUUCGGUUUCUCUUUGUGCUUUUCAAACCAAUUUCUGGAGCACAUUGGCCCAUAAGUCCAUACUAGUUGAAGGUCACAGUCUGACUACACUCUCAAUUACAUUAGAAGGAUUCAGCUUUCCAAGGCAUUUGCUUGCAUACCAGACUGUCGCCCAAGCCGACAGCGAUAUGUUCCACGGCCAAGACCCCUACUCUUGCAAAAAGGUUGGGGAGAUGAGUGCAAUUGGUCAUCACAACAAUCACCACAGUUACAUUGCAGCCCGGCCUGAUGUUCAUAUGUUGCAGGUGCAUUCCAGACAGCGAUAGCAAAUGGUUCGGGGUCCCGUCAUUCAUCGGCAUGCAAGCAGCACAAGUUUCAUUGUGCCAUUUGCUAGUCACAUCGGCUAUAUUCCCUCUGUGUUCCUGACAUAGACAGUACGCGUAAUUUUGAUCUCUUUCAUCCUGUGAAUCUCUUGUGAUGGGUUCUCCCAAGCACGUGCAGUCCACCCAAGAAGCUGUCCAAACAUCGCACACUCUCUGUGGCACUAUUCCAGGACGUUCAACUUUGUAUGGUGGACAGGCUGCAUCUUGUCUAGCGUACUUUAAAGUCUGUUUGUCUGAAGUUGUCGCCUGUUCUACCUAGCAGAAAAAAGUAACAGGUGAGAUAGGUACAUCCACUGACUUAGCAACGUUGUCUACCUGCUGUGGUGGAUUGAAUUAAUUUUGAUGAAUUUUACACUGUUGGGAGUACCAAACUCUUCAGAGUGGGGAAUUUCCAGUUCAUUGUUCAGCAAGUACUGUAAGUGUAUUUACCUGCCUGUAAUCCACUAAGAAGUCUCCAAUCCUACUCUAUUUCAACUGGGUGCUUUGCAUCAAUAAAGUAAAGGAGAAAAAAUAUAAAACAUGCUUUGUGCAAGUAGUGACGUAAAUAUGUUAAAUGUCAAAGUUAAAUUAAGAUAAAAUGUUUUAACCAAGGUUGAUUCUUAAUUUCCUUGUUUCUUUUACCGAUCAAAAGUGAAUUUAGGUUUAAAGUUUUUAACCUAGAUUGAUUCUCAAUUUCCUUUGUCUCCUAGCCUCGAUUAUUCAUGAAUUAGGGCUAUGAAAAAAAGAAAACUGAAAAUCAGCUUUGGUAAGAAAAAUUUUAGCCUAAAUUUAAUUUUGACCUGUAAUAAAUACAUCUCAAGAUGAUUUGUUUUCAAAGGACAUAGACUGCAAAUGAAAAAUUAUGUAUGCCAUCAGCAAAUGCCAAUCUAAUAUUUUGAAGUCAGCACCUAUCAAAUCACUUUUGUCAGAGUGCAGAUCUGUUUUUUCAAUCCCGGUUUACCUGCUGUGGGUCGCAAGGUUGGUUUUCCCGCAAGAACUUCUAAAUCCUGUUCAAAGAGUUGCCAUAAUUCCUGGCAGAGCUAGCAGACGCUCUCGGGGACUGGGUGGUACUUCCUGCCGUUCUUAUUCAUCCCUCUGUCUUUGAGUGUUAGCUGUUGGGACUACCGCAGACACGUGGUGUACCAGUCCUGAACACAACAUGUCUGGGAGCUGGCUGUUUUCCUUUUUGUACCAUCCCAGAACUCCCACUUGGUCUUCGUGUUGGUUCUGCUGUAACUUGCAGUGCCUUUUAUAACCAUUAUACAGAAAUGUAACUAUCAUCCUCAUCUUCCUAAUCUUUUGUUUUAGAGAACUAACAAUGUUAUCUAACCCUCAUUUAUAAUCCUAUGUAGCAAUGAUAACAGUGACUAGAUCAGUGCAUCAAAAGGAAAAAAAAAUAGUGAAAUAAAGAAUGAGAUUUUGCAUCUGAAGCGAAGCAAGAGUUAAAGGUCUGUUUUAUUUGCUAGGGAUUGGAAAUAGGGGCCUUUGCUAAAAAAAAACAAAAAAACAGACCAGUUACCUUAACAAUAACUUGAGCUGGAAUAAUUGGUUGUAGGCUAAUGAACUGACUCGCUCUUAAUCACAUGAGAGACCCUACCUCAGAUCCUGUCUGCAUAGACACAGCACUGCAACAGAUUUUUAAUGUGUGUGGUCACAGUCAAAGUGUACUUUGGUGUUCCUUGUAAGGAAAGUGGAUUAUUCUCCUCCCCUGCAUCCCAGCUAACGGAAAGCCUGUAUGGGAAUUGUUUCGUGCCCAAUGUGCUGAUAAGGUUUGAACUUUCCUUGGUGUAAUAUGAUCCCUCCUUCUUUCUAGAACAGUGCAACAUUUCUGUUGCAAAAGUGGGCUGACUCGAACGGCACUUGAAGUUCGCUUUCAAAAACCAGUGCCAUCGUGCUGACUUUUAUACCCCUGCUGGGUUGGAGGUGGGCAUACAGUGACAGCAGCAGCAGGUCGCGGGCCUCCUGAGCGCGUUGCUUUUUGUUUUUGGUCAGUUACGGGGACGAGGUAUGUUAACAAGCAAGUAGGUCACUAGUCGUUAAAAGAGGCUGAUAUGAAAAUGUUGAGAUCUUUGUGUUGUUGUUUGAAACUUUCCAACGCAUUCCACUGGGAGAAAUAAGGUUUUUUGUGCCUAGCCUUGGUGGCACAAAUAUUUUCUUACUCUCAUCAACUAGGGCUGCCAUUUAUUUAUUUAUUUGUACAUUUUUCUUUUUCUAUUUUGUUUUGUUUGUCCGCUGUCAUGUUUAUACUAGCACACUUAUCAAUCCAACCACUUGUUUUGGGUUCUGAGAUCUUCACCGCACUGUCGCCCUCUCCAGAUCUCCUUGCUUCUGAAGGACAGUAGCCAUUCUUCGGAGCUGGGAGAUAAUGUGCAUGUCUUUGAAUUUCGGCCCCUUCAUCCAGUGGAAGUACUUCAGUGGGUAGAGCAGACUGCUGACAUGGUUGCUGGCAGUUACAGAUGUCAAUCUCCUCUCUUCUUGAUAUAGAGAGGAAUUGGCAAAGUUCCUACAAUUUUAAAAACGGAAGAUGAGAGAAAGUCAUCAGUAAACAGCACUGAUAGAAACAUUUGAACCUGUACACUGUCACCAAAAGAUAACAAUGUCAGUUUUUUCGGAGCAUUUUCUUGCCUAUUACCCGUAGGUAAUAGGCAAAAUACUUUGAUAUCAAAGCAAAACAAAGGAUACAAUCAGGCUGAAGCCUGAAGAAAAGAAAAGAAAACCAAAAUUUAGUCCGAAAGGUGAUCCAGGUAUGGCAUGGACUCCAAGGAAUUAUUCCAAUAUGGACCGUAAUCUUCAAUAUCUGACGAAGAUGCCUCUCCUGGUUUGGGCAGUAUGGAAACGCUGCAGUCAUCAUCAUCACUUUCGUCUUGUUCCUCACUCCAGGCAACAUCAUCAUGAUCUUCGUCAUGCUCGUUCUUAACGUCGACGUGGGAGGAAUUAGUUGCUUCCCUCCUUGCCUAGUAAGCCUGCGAGGUAGUCUUUCGCCUCACUGCUUAGCUGAGAUGUGUCAUUUUGGGAUACCUUUGGGAUACCUCUUUGUUUUAAAUUCAAAAAAAUCUCUUUUUGUAUGUGACCCUUUUCACAAAGAGAGUCCUUAUCUAAGCCAGGAGCGAUAUUUUGCAAAACCGCCGACAUCCUCUGUGAGGUACAAAAGGCCUUGUGUUUUGCAGUGCGGUGUUUAUUGUUUUUUAGCACAAGAUUUCCUCUUUAAGGGUGCAUAAUCAAUCUGAAAGAUAUUUGAGGCCUUUGCUCUGAGCUCACUGAGCUUGUAUUUAGUCGUAGCCAGCUUGGUUUUGCAAACAUCUUCAUGGCCAGAAUAUAAAAACAUAUUGAGUCAGAGUUGCAUCAAACCGCUUUUUUGGAAAAGGUAUAUUGACGAUGUGUUUUCGCUGUGGAAUACAAGUCUAGACAAAAUUGAGAGUUUUGUGAAAAAGGCAAAUAACUUUCACUCUAUGAUAAAAUUCAGGGCUGAAAUGUCAGAAACGGAGAUUACGUUCUUGGACACAAAAGUGUUCAAAGGGGUUAGAUUCGACAAGAAAUCAAUCCUAGAUGUGCAAACGCAUUACAAACCAACAGAAACAUUUCAGUACACAAACUUCUACUCUUGCCACCCACCAGGCAUGAAAAAAGGCUUCAUCAAAGGGGAAGCUCUCAGACUUCUUAGGACUAGUUCCUCGCAGUUCGCAUUUGAGAGGAAUAUCAGAUAUUUUCACAACCGCCUGUUAGAAAGAGGCUACCCUGCCGCUAUUUUAAGAAAGUAACUCUCUGGGGUAAAAUUUGCUUACAGGAAAACGGCCCUACAACAGAGAAACGAAUCUGCACACUAAAAACUUCUACCUUUUGUUACACAAUACCACCCGGCUUUACCUAACCUGAAGAGAAUACUUAUGGGGAAAUGGCACCUUGUACAAAACCAGUGGGGACUAAGAGAAAUCUUUAAGGAGCCUCCCUUCAUAUCUUGUCGCAAGGGAAAAUCUCUUAAGGACCUACUAGUUAGAGCGAAGCUCUGAAGGUCAUACUCCUUCCAAUAUGACUAGUGCAGGAGUCGUGUGAUGCCCGUCGCUUAUUUCUAACCAUUUCCUUCUUUGAUCUCUGAGUCGACAAACAUCACGUUAGAUGUUCAAGGUCCACACUUAAACGUGACAAAGUAGACAUUGUUGCUACCCACAUUGUGAGAUCCUUAGUCAACGGCGCAGAUAUGCUAAAUAACGAGGAAGACGAUGUUGAGGAUGAAGAAUCAGAUGACGAAUAAGAAAAUUAUGUACUGGAGGAAAUUGGCGAAGAAAGUGAGCAGGAAGAAGCGACAGAUACUGGCGAGAAAAGUGAUACAGAUCAAGAUUACGACGAGAGUGACAACGAAAGUGACGUUGGCAAUGAUUAG